AUGGUUCGAACUAACGAACCAGCCCGCGGCGGCUACUACCACCGCCUGCCACAUUGCGGCUGCUGGACCCCCAUCAGAAGACACGAUGGCGUUGCUCAAAAGCAGUAUCUCCCCUUGACCGAUCUUAGAUCUCACACAACAAUCCUGGCUUCCUCAACUCGCACGACGCUGAACCAGACUUUCACCAAUAGCAAGCAGGAGAAGCUAGAAGAAGUCCGCUACACAUUCCCAUUAUUCGACGGCGUGUCGAUUGUUGACUUCAAGUGUGUUUUGGACAACAAGACUUUGGUGGGCGUGGUUAAGGAGAAACUCCAGGCUCGGACCGACUACAACAAAGCUGUCGCACGUGGAGAGACUGCUGGUCUGCUCGAACAGCUGCCUGAUGCGUCCGACGUCUUCACCACCAAGAUCGGCAACGUCCCACCACAGGCUAGUGUUCGUGUUGAGAUUACCUACCUUGGUGAGCUCAGUCAUGACGCUGAAUUCGACGCCACACGAUUCACUAUCCCUACAGCGAUCGCACCUCGAUAUGGUAGCACAACUUUCGACAGCGCCCAAACCUUGGCAGGUUCACAGACACCCACGAAAGGCUCUAUCACGAUUUCCGUCGACGUUCUGCUCGACGAAUCUACCGCAGUUCGAGAAAUCCGGUCACCGAGUCACAACCUCGCUGUAACCUUAGGGCGAACCUCAACCAUGGACGAGAAGGUAUUCCAGAACAAUUGUGCUUCAGCGAGCCUGGCUCUCGAUUCAGCGGAGCUUGGGAAGGACUUCAUCUUUGUGCUCUCUUCUCAGGAGCAGGGUAUACCCCGAGCAAUGUUCGCAACUCAUCCUACUCUCCCAGGACGUACCGCGAUCAUGGCCACACUGGUGCCAAAGUUCAACGUACCUAACAUUGUGCCAGAGAUCGUCUUCGUGGUCGACCGAAGCGGCAGCAUGCAAGGCAAAAUCAAAACAUUGGUUUCAGCUAUGAAAAUCUUCCUCAAGUCCCUUCCUGUGAAUGGCAUCAAGUUCAACAUCUGCUCUUUCGGCAGCAACUUUGACUUUCUGUUUCCAAGAAGCCAGACUUAUGAUCAAGUCUCCCUUGAGCAAGCUCUCGCCUGUCUCGACGUCUUCGAUGCAAGCUAUGGAGGCACGGAAAUGCUCGCGCCGAUCAAAGCAACCUGUGAGAGACGAUACACGGAUCUGCCACUAGAAGUCAUGCUGCUCACGGAUGGACAAAUCUGGAAUCAGCAAGAGUUGUUCGACUAUAUCGGCUCGCAGCGCAACACACGAUUCUUCUCCCUCGGAAUCGGCGCAGGCGCUUCAUCCGCGCUCGUCGAAGGUAUCGCUCGCUCUGGAGGUGGUUUUGCACAAUUCGUCACCGACCAAGAGAAAAUGGACAAGAAGAUUGUUAGGAUGCUAAAGGGCGCUCUGACACCUCACGUUGAUGAUUACAAAAUCGAUAUCGUCUAUGAAGACGACACGAAGGAGGACGAAGAAUUCGAAGUAGUCAACAAGUCCACGUCUUCAGAGGCCAACACUCUGGUCACCAAUUUCCAGAAGCUACACACCGCGAAGAUCUCUCUGUUCGACGAGAAGGCUAAGGAAGAACCGACAAACCCAGCAGCAGGGCGGUUCGAUGCUCUUCCCACCAUCUCAAUCCCGGCUGUCAUCCAGACCCCUUACAAGCUACCCGCUCUGUAUCCAUUCAACCGCACGACUGUCUACAUACUCACCAAUAAUGAUACCUCAAAGAAACCUGCAUCAUUGAAGUUGAGUGGUACUUGCGAUGCUGGUCCACUCGAGCUCAGCAUCCCGGUACAAGACAUCGGCGAUUCUCUCACGGUCCACCAACUUGCUGCCAAGAAAGCCAGUCAAGAGCUCGAACAAGGCCGUGGAUGGUUGACUUCGACCAAGGACGCGGCUGGCAACUCCUUGAAGUCGUCACACGAAGGUCAGUGGGACUUGAUCGUGGAGCGUGAAUGCGUUCGGAUCGGUACCGAAUAUGGAAUUGCGGGCAACUUCACCUCUUUCGUGGCUGUCGAGAAGCGCGAUGCCGGCAAUGGUCUCUCAGAGGGCGAUAUCGUGCAAGGGCUGGCGACCACAGACAACUCGGAGGAGCCUGCCUCCAAACCGGCUCCUGGCGGCUUAUUUGCUGGUGCCGCCUUUGGGGCGUCCUCUGGCUCUUUGUUUGGGGCUAGGUCCUCAACUCCAUUCUCUGCGCCCGCUCCGUGCCAAACUCGGCUGUUCAGCGCGGGCUCUGGCUCUUUGUUCGGUGCGCCGGCCGCAUCAUCAUUUGCAGCGCCUGCUCCGAGUCAGCCUCAGCUUUUCGGUCGAGCUGCGGGACCCACAACAGGCGGCAGCUUGUUCGGAUCGAGUCAGCCUAGCUCGCCGUUCAGUGUCAACAGUAAGAGUGCGGGACUUUUUGGAAGUACCGGCGUGGUUCCCCAGACUGCGAGCGUUGACAUGAUCUCCAACCCCAAUGAUGAUGUGUCGACGAAGACAGGCAAACGCAAGGCACGCGCAGGUCACAACAGUAGCAGAGGUCUGGUCGCGAGCGCCAGCAACCAAGAUGACCGUGUCGUUGAGCUAGCUAGAAGCAGCGUCCCGACCAGUAGUCGCGACAGAGACUCCCCCAUUAGAAAGCAGCUAGCAAGCCAGCCCUCAACAAAGCCAACCUCGUUGAACGACGAGCAGAAGCUGGAGCAGGUCAUACUUCUACAGAAAUUCGAUGGAAGCUGGUCUGCUGACGAUGAGCACCUCUGGAAGCUACUGGGAGUCGAGAGGGCGACAGUGGCUGAGACGGCGUUCAACUCCUUUGAUCAGGUCGAUCCGCACUCAGUCGCUACAAUCGCUGCUCUGGCUUGGUUUCAGGCGAAGAUGCUGCGGGAGAAGGAGGUCUGGGAGAUGGUUUUCGACAAGGGCAAAGCGUGGCUGGAGUCGCAUCAGCUCUUCCUGGAGGGCAGCGCUGGGGACAUGACCGAUCUGGUUAAGGCUCUUUUUGAAUAG
Messenger RNA from Cyphellophora attinorum, 2991 nucleotides. RefSeq names its product von Willebrand factor A domain-containing protein 5A. The record is from RefSeq and is a predicted model, not a curated record. The transcript has a single exon. Lineage: Eukaryota; Fungi; Ascomycota; Eurotiomycetes; Chaetothyriales; Cyphellophoraceae. The coding region runs from base 1 to 2991 and encodes 996 amino acids.